Capsicum annuum is the source of this 1566-nucleotide messenger RNA. Its product is annotated as probable sodium/metabolite cotransporter BASS5, chloroplastic. Gene Ontology annotation, cellular component: membrane. NCBI's taxonomy places the organism in Eukaryota, Viridiplantae, Streptophyta, Magnoliopsida, Solanales, Solanaceae. Bases 155 to 1411 code for a protein of 418 amino acids. The transcript is spliced from 9 exons. The record is from RefSeq and is a predicted model, not a curated record.
UUCAACAAUUUCAUAUAUAGUUCAGCUGGAAACAGAACAUUUUUCCUUAUUUAAUUAGCAGAAGGAAAAAAAAAUUAUAAUAAUAGUAUUCAAAGCACAAAUCUCCUUUAUAGUUUCUCUAAAAACCGAAAACUGUGAAAAAAAAAAAAAAAGAAUGAGUCUAAGUGGUAAACUUCUUGUUUUUCAGCAGCAAUUUCAGUGUCAUCAAAGCUUCAAGAUUGUUGAUUUUCCUUCACUUCACAAAUACCCAGUUGUCUAUUUUUCCAAGAAAUGCUUCAAUUAUUCAGGGGUACGAUUGGUGGGGUUUCAUUCAGCUAUGCAGUCCACAUCGCUAAGUGGUAAUUCAGGACCGUUGGUUCGUAGAUGUAUCUCAGAAACAUUCUCGGAUCCGUUUGGGCCUAGUGACUCUGAAUCACUUGAGAAUCUGAAACAAAAAGAGAACGCCGUUUUGACAAUUUUGAAGGGAGCAAACUCUUUUAUUCCUCAUGUGGUUCUCGCGAGCACAAUUUUGGCGCUUAUCUAUCCACCUUCAUUUACUUGGUUUACCAACAGGUACUAUGCCCCUGCGUUAGGAUUUUUAAUGUUUGCUGUUGGAGUCAACUCAAAUGAAAAGGACUUUCUUGAAGCUUUCAAGAAACCUGCUGCCAUUUUUGCUGGUUAUAUCGGUCAAUUUGCUGUGAAGCCAAUACUCGGGUAUCUUUUCGGCACGGUUGCAAUGACCGUAUUUGGUCUUCCAACCUCCUUAGCUGCAGGGAUUAUGUUGACGUCUUGUGUUAGCGGAGCACAGCUGUCGAACUAUGCUACUUUUCUAACCGAUCCACAAAUGGCCCCUCUUAGUAUAGUGAUGACAGCGUUAUCUACAGCUACUGCCGCUUUUAUCACCCCGACUUUAACGUUAUUGCUUAUUGGGAAAAAGUUGCCUGUGGAUGUCAAGGGAAUGAUUUCCAACAUACUCCAGAUCGUUGUUGCACCUGUUGCUGGUGGACUGCUUCUGAAUAGAUUCUUCCCGCAGAUUUGCAACGCUAUUCGUCCGUUGUUGCCUCCCUUAUCAGUUUUCGUGACUGCUCUGUGUGUAGGAGCUCCACUCGCUAUUAACAUAGAUUCCCUCCUGUCCCCUUCCGGGAUGUCUGUUUUGUUCCUUGUGAUUGCAUUUCAUUUGUCAGCGUUCAUCUCGGGCUAUGUACUUUCCGGCCUAGCCUUCCACAACGCACCAGAUGUCAAAGCUCUACAAAGAACGCUGUCAUAUGAAACAGGCAUGCAAAGCAGUCUAUUGGCCCUUGCUCUUGCAAAUAAGUUUUUCCAAGAUCCUCUCGUUGGCGUCCCUCCAGCUAUAUCGGUUGUGAUUAUGUCAUUAAUGGGCUUCUCACUAGUGAUGCUAUGGACUAAGAAGAAAGAAACUUUAAUGGAAUGAUUAAUUAAUUAUUAUACUAAUAAAAGUAAUUUUUUAAUCAUUCCAUGUGUAAUUUUGGAUAAUAAAAGUGAAUUUGUUACUCAUAAUUGUUUUUCCACAUAUGGUAUUUUUGGUUUGAAUGAAAAUUUUAGGGGAAUAAGUGUGUUUUUUAUUUA